Molecule: messenger RNA, 3687 nt
Organism: Oncorhynchus masou masou (cherry salmon)
Lineage: Eukaryota; Metazoa; Chordata; Actinopteri; Salmoniformes; Salmonidae
Product: FH2 domain-containing protein 1-like
Exons: 11
Coding region: 1-3687 (1228 amino acids)
Source: RefSeq, a predicted model, not a curated record
AUGAGCAGCCUGUCGCUGACCAAUGAGUCAGAGAACUGCAGCAGCGAGUGCAGCAGCAGCGCCGCCAGCACCACCUCCGACCUCUCCCCAAUGUUGGGCCACAUACCCUCCGCUUCUACUCUCCCCUCUCCCUUCCCCAAUGGACACCACCUGCACCCUACCACACUACCCCACCACUACACCCCACCGCCACCACCACCUCUGCCCCCGAACACACCUCCUCCUCCUCCCCCACCACCAACCUCCCUCUCCAGCCACGGUGUGUGGAAGAAGCGGCAGGUGCGAAGCUUUUUCUGGAAGCCCAUCCCAGAGGAGAAGGUGCGGGGGCAGCCCAACAUCUGGACCAUGGCGGUGCGCUGCCAGCAGCUGUACCAGAUCGACGUGCGCUCCGUGGAGGAGCUGUUCGGCCAGCCGGAGGAAGUGCAGGGCCGGGGGUGUGUGCCCGCCACCAGUGGAUCCUCCUCAGCCCGCAUCACCCGGUCCAGGUCCUUCAAGGAGAACAAGGACAAGAUCAGCAUUCUGGACUCCAAGCGGGGCAUGAAUGUGGGCAUUUUCCUCAGGCAGUUCAAGAAGUCCAAUCACUCCAUCGUCGAGGACAUUCGCCAGGGAAAUGGCAAGCUGUACGGAGCUGAACUCCUCAAAGACCUGCUCAAACUCCUGCCCGAGUCUGAAGAGGUAAAGAAACUGAGGGCGUUCAAAGGGGACUCCAGCAAACUGACCCUGGCAGACUCCUUCAUGUACCUGUUGAUCCAGGUGCCUCGGUUUGAGUUGCGCAUCGAGGCCAUGGUCCUGCGUGAGGAGUUCUUUCAGUCCUGCGCUGUGAUGAGCCAUGAGAUCGAUGUCAUCCGCGUGGCCACCAAAGAGCUGAUGACUUGUGAGGAACUACACGCCAUCCUCCACCUGGUCCUGCAGGCUGGAAACAUCAUGAACGCUGGUGGCUACGCGGGCAAUGCCGUGGGCUUCAAGCUGUCAUCACUCCUCUCGCUGGCCAACACCAAGGCCAACAAACCUGGCAUGAACCUGCUGCAUUUUGUGGCUUUGGAGGCACAGAAGAAGGAUGAGAAGCUGCUGAUGUUCCCUGAGAAACUUCAGGACAUCCAGAGCGCUUCCAGAAUAUCAGUGGAAAACAUUGAGUUGGAGUUCUCGUCUCUCUACGUCAGGACCAGAUCCCUGGAGGAGAAGGUCCAGAGUGACCCAGAGCUCCUGGAGCAGCUGAACCCCUUCCUGCAGUGCUCCACAAGGACACUCCAGGACCUGAAGAGGUGUAGGCUGGACCUGCGGAAGGAGGGUAAAUCGCUUAUUGACUUCUUCUGUGAAGACAAGGACACCUUCAUGCUGGAUGAGUGCUUCCGCAUCUUCCAGGACUUCUGUCUCAAGUUCAAAAAGGCUGUCAAGGAUAACCGGGAGCGGGAGCAUAAAGAGGCGGCCAGGCAGCGGCGUCUCAGAGAGCUGGAGGAGAAGCGCUUUGUCUGGAAUGCCGACCAGCAGCAGGCUGCUGGCGCAGGUAAUGGCGGCUUCGGCCGCAGCAGCAGCGAGAACGACAUGGAUAUGCUCACCAAGGAGGACCUCCUGGACUUCCUCCAGCAGCGUCCCGCCAGCCCCCACAGCCCCCUGGGUCGUUCAGCCAGCGCCCGUCGCCACCGCCACACCGUGGCCGCCAUGGCCGACCGCGAGCUUAACGAAUACCUGGAGCUGUUCGGCAGUGACACGGCACUACCAGCUGACUAUGCCAACAAGUUCAACAGCCUGCCGCGCUCCGGCCGCACCCUCCAUCGGAGAACCGCCACCUGUCUUGUGUCCCAGGAUGACAACCACAAGCUGGGGAAUGGGCAGCAGGUGCUGGCCACGUCACACCGGGCUGAGACGGAGCCCAUCAGCCCCUUGGCCAUGUACUCUUUCACAGGCUUUAAUGCCAGCGAGGAACCGUAUAACAAUAAUAACAAUUACACGACCGUGGCCGAGGGGAGCUAUCUGCCUCGCUCAUGUCAGAACCGUAACGUCUUUCAGAAGACGCCCAACCCCGGAGCGAGCGUCACGGCACACAUGAACGUCAGCGUGAAGAGGCACGCUCUAGUCCUGGGAAUUCAACAGUUUGACCUCCCCAGUCCAAACAAUAACACAAAUCAAAUGCACUUCAUUGACCACAAAGACUUGGUGGUAACGGACUUGGAAAUGAAGACGGAAUCUCCAAAGACACUCAUUUUGGAUACCCCUCCUCCUUGUUCAAAGAGUUUGGAAAGAGGACCAGAGCCCGUGGCGUGGGAAGGUAAAAUGCCGUCCUCUCAGUUUGUGGUUGGCUCGCUUCAGAAGGAGGAAGAGGAGGAAAGCAGCACCGUCUCCUCAACCACCUGUGAUAUGCCCCUCCCUCUUGACCCCUCCGUAUCCAAUAAGACACCGGUGUUCUACAUCUUAGACUGCACAGAAACGGACUGCUCCGUAGCGCUUGACUACUCUGAGAUCGAAAGCUUGCCUCUAAUGAGGGAAGGAUUGGUCCCCGAUGUAAAAAACACUGACUGCAACAACAUCCAGGGGAACCUUCGAGACCCCAGCUCACUAUCCUCCAACUCCAACUUUGAUUCAACAUCCAAAAACAAUCAGUCUGUCUCUGCCUCCACAAAUGAGCUGUCGGUGUCAAAGUCCACAGACGAACGUGCCCCAUCCAUUGGCUCACUCGUCACCACGGAAGAGGGGGACACAGAUAGCUGGGACACAGCAGAGGCUAGGCAGGUGGGCGAGAAAGCUGUACAGACAUAUAGCUAUAAACCAACACACGCCAAGACCAAGAAUGUGUCAAAAGUUUCCAAAAACAGCAAAGUGGGUUGCGGCGUCAGGAUAUUGACCACCACUGAGAACCAGGGCAUGCGGAAGGUGGUGCCCAUCACCAAGCUAAGCCGGACUGGCCGUAAUGCCAGGCGGGUGGAGAGACCCGCCGGAGGCCAUGAGGGUGCCAGGCAGCCGCUCAUCGACAAGAGCUCCCCAGCCAGGGAGAUGGUUGAGAAGACCGGUUGGCCCGCCCGCUACUCCAGCUUGCCCCCAGAGACCAAAUCUCAGGGGAACGCUGCCCUCUCUGGCUGGGCACGUGACCUCAACCUGCGAAAGCCCUCCUUCCGCAAGCCCAGCGCCAAGCCGCUGAGGAACCUGCCCAAGGCACCGCCGGAGGAGAAGAUGUGCCGCUCCACCAUGAGAGCCCUGGCUGCUCAUGCCCAAGGUCAGGUUAGGACACCCUCUGAGGCUAGCGCCCCCGAGACACCUACUCACAGCUCCAAAACCCCAUCAGCCACCCUGCCUGGCUGGGCACGCAACACUGUGGCCUCCUCCUCUCGGACCACCAAGAAGGAACUCGCUCCAACCCUCUCCAACCCCCUGACCCCCUCCAGGAGCCCCUCUCUCCUGUCCCGGAGCAGCUCCCAGAGUCAAGCACCCGCUCGGCCGCAAGCUGCUGCCACAACCACACCUCCUGCCAAAGGGGGACAGCAUUCACCCCGGGGGGAGGAGAAGGAAAAGGCCCAAGAGGGUGGUCUGCAGAGGGUGCAGAGCGUCAGGGAAUCAACUCGGGCGAGCACUCAGCGUAGCGACACCCUCCCAUCGCCACCCACCCGUGAGCGCUCACGCAAGAGCAGCAGCUUCUCCGAAAAAUCUGUCCAAUCCACUACGUCAUGUAGGACCAUCAAGCCCACCUGGAAAUAG